Prorocentrum cordatum is the source of this 424-nucleotide messenger RNA. Lineage: Eukaryota; Dinophyceae; Prorocentrales; Prorocentraceae. The record is from the annotation of a GenBank genome assembly.
CCCGAAGGCUGCGCUUGGAAGAGGAGCCCCUCUGCCGGAGACGCCUGCGAGGCACCGCCGAGCACGUCGAACAAUAAGAUCCAGCGGCCGAGCACGCUCGCGCACGUGACCCUGCCGCCGGCAGCCGCUUCGAUGCAGCGAUCGCCCAAGGUCAACGCUGCGCCACAUCGCUCGCCACGGCAGGCGCAGGGGUUCAAGUCGCAGACCGUCGACCGGGAAAGCAUCAGGCUGAUGAUGGACGACGUGCUACAGAAGCACACGAAGCAGAUCCUGCAGGCCAUCGACAAGCACGCGUCCACGUUCUUGGACAGCACGGGCGACUUGGAGAUGUUCGAUAAUUCGCUGGACGCGUCCGUGGCCUUCGUGGACCCGGCGGACGGCCCCCGCCCUUGCAGCCGGUUGGCGCCGCCCCUCCUGCAGGACC